UUUGUUUAUAAUACACAAACACAUGUUUCUCCAUUUGCAGAUGCAAAGCAGUUAUGCUGUUGUCUGUAUCUCUAUCUUACUGUCUGGGCAACUGGCAGCGUGUCGAGGGAUAACCCACAUGGAGAAGAGAGGCUGGACCCUUAACAGCGCUGGAUAUCUGCUGGGACCUUACACACACAGAACGCUGACUGUGCGACAUGGAGCGUUGCUGGGGAAACGCGAAGACAGGGUGACUCGUCACCGCAGCAACGACCUGGGCUCCUACUUUAUGCAUUUACUCAACGUGAUCACCUACCUGCGUUUAAAAGAGAUGGGAGCACUGCAGGAUCGGCAUGGUCACCUUGAGAUGGGAGCACUGCAGGAUCGGCAUGGUCACCUUGAGAUGGGAGCGUUGCAGGAUCGGCAUGGUCACCUUGAGAUGGGAGCGUUGCAGGAUCGGCAUGGUCACCUUGAGAUGGGAGCGUUGCAGGAUCGGCAUGGUCACCUUGAGAUGGGAGCGUUGCAGGAUUGGCAUGGUCACCUUGAGAUGGGAGCGUUGCAGGAUCGGCAUGGUCAUUUACAACCUAAAUAAACAUGAUGACCAGCCCAGAACUUGUGUAUGUAAUCCAGAAACUGUAAGAUCCAGAGAGUAGUCUGCAAACAUGUUUCUCAAAUGUAGGUUUAUUCAAAGUGAUAUGCAGACAUAGAUGUACUGUAUUGCAUGUUGGACCGAAACUGCAGAAGGUGUAGAUUAAAAAAGUACCAG
Molecule: messenger RNA, 745 nt
Organism: Osmerus eperlanus (European smelt)
Lineage: Eukaryota; Metazoa; Chordata; Actinopteri; Osmeriformes; Osmeridae
Gene: gall
Product: galanin-like
Exons: 5
Coding region: 23-571 (182 amino acids)
Biological process (GO): neuropeptide signaling pathway
Cellular component (GO): secretory granule; extracellular region
Molecular function (GO): galanin receptor binding; neuropeptide hormone activity
Source: RefSeq, a predicted model, not a curated record